Penicillium alfredii is the source of this 1338-nucleotide messenger RNA. RefSeq names its product TLC domain-containing protein. The coding region runs from base 1 to 1338 and encodes 445 amino acids. The record is from RefSeq and is a predicted model, not a curated record. Gene Ontology annotation, biological process: ceramide biosynthetic process. Lineage: Eukaryota; Fungi; Ascomycota; Eurotiomycetes; Eurotiales; Aspergillaceae. Gene Ontology annotation, cellular component: membrane. Gene Ontology annotation, molecular function: sphingosine N-acyltransferase activity. The transcript has 3 exons.
AUGGUUCGUUCACGGGGCAGCUCGAACAGUCUGGGGGUGGACAUUCGCGGCGACACCAGCGCGCCUGCGAUGUCCACGAUGAACGAGGUCAGCCCGAUUGAGCCGACCACGCCGGAUCUGGGCGAGCAAUUUGAGAUGCGCACACCAGAAAAGUCGACGGCCAAGUCUCCCACCAAGCGGCGUCGCAAUCGCUCCCUCCUGCAUCGCUUCGCCGAUACCUGUCUGAAAUACACUUGGCUGCUGCCGCUCCUCAUCCUGACCUUCCUGCUUUUCUUGUACGCUAUCAACCCGACCACGUCCAACCCGAUGCAUAGCGCCAUCUUCCUCUCCUACCCCCAGCCGCCGAAGACGCCCGGCGGCCCGGUCAUGUUCGGCAAGGGCAAGAAGGACAUUGCGUUUGUGUCGUUCUACACGGUGGUCUUGUCGUUCACGCGCGAGUUCAUCAUGCAGCAAAUCAUCCGCCCAUUCGCCGUCUUCUGCGGCAUUCGUGGCAAGGGCAAGACGGCGCGCUUCAUGGAGCAGGUAUACACGGCCAUCUACUUUGCCAUCUUCGGUCCGUUCGGUCUGUACGUGAUGAGCCGCUCGAAUAUCUGGUACUUCAACACCAUCGCUAUGUUUGAUGGUUUCCCGCAUCGAGAGCACGAGGCGCUGUUCAAGGCCUACUACCUGCUCCAGGCCAGCUACUGGUCGCAGCAGGCGAUUGUGCUGAUGCUGCAGUUGGAGAAACCGAGAAAGGACUUUAAGGAGCUGGUCGGUCACCACAUUAUCACGUUGGCGCUCAUUGCGCUGAGCUACCGUUUCCACUUCACGUACAUGGGUCUUGCGGUUUACAUCACCCAUGACAUCUCGGACUUUUUCCUGGCGACUUCGAAAACGCUCAACUAUCUGGACUCAAUCAUCACAGCGCCCUAUUUCGGGAUGUUCGUCGGUAUAUGGAUUUACCUGCGCCACGUGUUGAAUCUCAAGAUCCUCUGGGCUGUCCUGACCGAAUUCCGCACCGUGGGGCCCUUCGAGCUAAACUGGGAGACCCAGCAGUACAAGUGCUGGAUCAGCCAGUACAUCACGUUUUCGCUGCUGGCUAGUCUCCAGGCCGUCAACCUGUUCUGGCUCUUCCUGAUCCUGCGCAUCCUGUCCAACUAUAUCUUCAACAGCGUCGCCAAGGACGAGCGCAGUGAUGACGAGGACGAGGAAGAGGAACUGGGGCAGGAUGCUGCCAAGGCUACACUCGCCACUGGUGCCGAGCGCGCUGGCAAGGAGAACCAGGCGCCUCAAAUGCUGGUCAAUGGCAAGCCUGUGGCCGAUCAGCGCGGUCCCCGAACCCGCAGCAAGAAGGCCUAA